AUGUACGCGGUGUAUGACAGCCGAAUUGCCAAGCGCUGCUUCACGGUGGGGGUCACUGCCUGCGGGGGGCGGGGCCACUCCACACAGUGCUCCGCUGUGGGCCUGGGGGGGGGCAGCGUCCUUCAGCGUUUGGAGGUGCUGAUGGCGUCUGCCUGUGGGGCUCUGGGGACUGUGGAGUUGGUGUCUGGGUCCCCACACCAGGAGGGAGCACGCACCACCGUGGGCUGGCCCUGCCGCCAGCUGCGGGGCACUGAGGGCUGCUCCGGGAAGUACGUGAUGGUGAUGGGCGUGGUGCAGGCCUGCAGCCCUGAGCCCUGCCUUCAGGCCGUCAAGAUGACCGACCUCUCCGAGAAUCCCCUCCACGAAAGCAUGUGGGCACUGGAGGUGGAAGACCUGCACCGCAGCAUUCCUUAG
This is a messenger RNA of Ictidomys tridecemlineatus (thirteen-lined ground squirrel), 414 nucleotides long. The record is from RefSeq and is a predicted model, not a curated record. Lineage: Eukaryota; Metazoa; Chordata; Mammalia; Rodentia; Sciuridae.